UGUCAUUCACGUAUACCCAUUAUACACUUCAGCAAUGCAAUACCACCAUUUAUUAUUUGUGUUAAAUUAAAUCUUUCAAAUGGAUCCUUUGAAGAAAAUUUAAAAUCAUUGAAUUUGACGGAAGAUAAGCCGGUACAAUGGAAACUGAUACAUCAAUGUGGCUAUGCAAUAAGCUUGAUAGUAUUGACAACCAGUGGUCUUCAGGUGGAAUUGCAACACAUUUUUCGAAUACUAUCCUUCACAAUAUAUAUGACUGCUUUUUGCAAUUGGAAACAAAGUUAAAGAUCAAACUACUGUUGACAUUUCUCAAGAUACCCUUGCGUAACAUGGAAGGUUUGCAGGAUGGUAUUAUGGCUAUAAUCGAUUUAGCUGACAGCGAUCCUGAUGAAUGGGUUCAAGUAGCUGCAAAUCUUGUCAGAGAUUACCCCACUCAUCAUUUCAUUGACAAAAAAGUGGGAAACGUUACUGCAAGUUUUCAAACAACUAUUUUAGAAAUCCAUCAAGAAAUUCAACAGUUGCAACCAGGUUGUGCAUCCUCUAUGCUACCGCUUCAAUGUCCGUAUCUUAAUCACGCAGCACUUGCGCAAGUUGUGUCGAAUAUGCCGACAUUGACAAAACAUUUUACUCUCAGAAGGAAACCAAAAUCCGCUGCUCUUCGGGCAAAAAUAACACAAAGAGCCACCGACGCCGUAAACCAGCGAAAAAUGUCUCACUCAUCUAACCCAUCGGCAGGUUCAUCUUUUGUUAAAGCUAAUCUAAAGAGAACGCUAUCCACGCCAACAGGCCGUUCACCACAUGUUCCUCAUCAAAAUAAGUUAAUAAAAACAUCUACGCUGCCCAAGAAAACUAAGUUAUUGGAUAUAACAGAGCAACCUUUAGGAGUAAGGGAACAGAAGAAACGCAAGAAGAAUUUAGAGGCAUCCUUGGAAGAAUCGAAACAGCGCAAAUCGUCUGAGUUACAGAAAAGUCAGGACGAGGGGGGACACCUGCACAACUCUGAUAUAGAAGUAGACGCAGAGAGUGAACAGACUGGACGUCAACAACCGGGCAAGCCGUCCUCACCACCUAAACUGGAUCAAACCGAAGCUCCGAAUAUGAGUCAGUCGUCUAAAGUCACUCAAGGUACGCCAACACCGUCGUACGCAAUGCUUCCAGGCUCAAAUGCAACUGUAACGUCUUUGAUUGCCCCUCCAGAAAUCACUCCCUCAGUUGACACGUCCAGUUCAAAUUCUACCGGUAAACACGAGGUUCCGAUUACUUCAGAGGAAGGGGAUGUCUCUAACAUGAGAGCAAGUGCUUUUGCUGUAUCUGCUCAGAAUGAUUUACAAGGACCCAGUACCAGUGGAAGUUUGGUGAAUGUAGAUCAAACAGCUUCGUUUACCACACAGAGUCUACAAAGAGACCUGCAGAUGCGUGUUCAAAAGGAGCAUGAGAUGAGGAUACAACAACAACAGCAACGAAUGCAACAUCAACAACACUUACAACAAUCUUCCGAUUAUUCACAAAAGUUAUUUCAACAACAACAGCAGCAAUAUUCUCACGGUGCUAACAUAACGUUUGGUGGGCCAGGAUUAGGUUUGUCUCACCAUAUGCAGGCAUUGCAAGCACAACACCUCGCAAUGGGAAUGCAUCCAUCUCUUCCGUCUCACCAGAAGAAAGAUUUGUCGCUUACGAGAGAACAGAUGUUUGCUGCCCAAGAAAUGUUUCGUUCUGCGAAUAAAGUGACCCGGACUGAAAAGGCCCUUAUACUCGGCUUUAUGGCAGGAGCUAGAGACAACCCUUUUCCACAACAAGGUGCUGUCAUUACCAUCAAACUGAGCGAGGAGACUGAAACAGUUCAACAUCACGAUGGGCCGCAAAAUGUUUUCAUAGAAAUGUUGUUCGAAAUGAAUUACGAGACCGGUCAUUGGAGGAGACUCAAAAGGACUCGCGUUGUAUCGAAGCAAUGAUAAUUAUCGGACAAAUCGUUUUAAACCACUCUAAAUGUCAAUUUAGUCUACAACAUUUUAUAAAAGGAUUUCUUUAGUAUUUAUCAUAAGUUUUCUUGUAUUUUAAAAAAUAGUCUUUGGAAACAUGUGAAGUGGUAUCAGCGCAUUAAUUCGGUUUAUCAAGUCUUUGAAUUAGUUUUUCAAUUCGUCGAAUCAGUUUUUUCAAAUCGAUCGUCGAAUUAGUUUUUUCGAAUCAAUCAUCGAAUCAGUUUUCUCGAAUCGUCGAAUUAAUUUUUUCGAAUCGGCUAAUCAGUUUUUAAAUUCCAACGAAAAUUUAAAGAUAAAUAACUCCUAUAUAUACGGAGGUGUGGCACUCGAGUAUGGCAAGCCAAAUUCACAAGUAUUCGAUAUACCUAGUAUAUCAAUCGAAAAACUAGGUUUAACGGUAAGAAAAA
This is a messenger RNA of Hydractinia symbiolongicarpus, 2383 nucleotides long. RefSeq names its product negative elongation factor A-like. The record is from RefSeq and is a predicted model, not a curated record. The transcript is spliced from 11 exons. Gene Ontology annotation, biological process: negative regulation of transcription elongation by RNA polymerase II. Gene Ontology annotation, cellular component: NELF complex. NCBI's taxonomy places the organism in Eukaryota, Metazoa, Cnidaria, Hydrozoa, Anthoathecata, Hydractiniidae. The coding region runs from base 138 to 1949 and encodes 603 amino acids.